Messenger RNA from Esox lucius (northern pike), 4099 nucleotides. RefSeq names its product RAS p21 protein activator 3 (gene rasa3). Lineage: Eukaryota; Metazoa; Chordata; Actinopteri; Esociformes; Esocidae. Gene Ontology annotation, biological process: negative regulation of Ras protein signal transduction; intracellular signal transduction; regulation of GTPase activity. Bases 36 to 2552 code for a protein of 838 amino acids. The record is from RefSeq and is a predicted model, not a curated record. The transcript is spliced from 23 exons. Gene Ontology annotation, molecular function: GTPase activator activity.
CCACCAGACAAAAGGGAAAAAGCCGUACUGCGAGUAUGGCGGUCGAAGAGGAAGGGCUGCGGGUUUUCCAAAGCGUCAAAAUAAAAAUAGGUGAAGCGAAAAACAUCCCUCCAUACCCAGGGCCCAACAGAAUGAGGGACUGUUACUGUACUGUCAAUCUGGACCAGGAGGAGGUCUUCAGGACCAAGAUCAUUGAGAAGUCUCUGUGCCCUUUUUAUGGAGAGGACUUUUAUUGUGAAAUCCCACGUAGUUUCCGCCAUCUUUCCUUCUAUCUCUUUGACAGAGACGUUUUUCGGAGGGACUUCAGCAUUGGUAAAGUGGCAGUGAAGAAAGAGGACCUGCAGCAGUACCAUGGGAAAGACACCUGGUUUCCUCUGCAACACGUCAGUGCUGACUCAGAGGUCCAGGGAAAGGUACACCUGGACCUGCGGCUCAGUGAGGUCAUCACGGACAGCGGGGGGGUGUGCCAUAAACUGGCUUCACGCGUGCUGGAGUGCCAGGGUCUGCCCAUCGUAAACGGACAGUGUGAUCCGUAUGCUGCCGUCACCCUGCUGGGACCGUCCAGGUCCGAUGCUAAGAAGACAAAGGUGAAAAGAAAAACCAACAACCCCCAGUUUGAGGAGACAUUCUACUUUGAGGUGACCCGUCCUCUCAGCCACACCAAGAGGCAGUUUGACAUGGAGGAAGAGGACGUUGACAAACUGGCCCUGAGGGUGGACCUGUGGAAUGCCAGUAACCUCAAGUUUGGGGAUGAGUUCCUGGGAGGGGUCAAAGUUCCUCUGAGGGCCCUGGGCCAGGACGGAGUUCACGACGCAUGGUACUACCUCCAGCCCAGGGACAAUGUGGGGGGGAAACCAGUGAAGGUGGAUGAGCUGGGCUCUCUGCGCCUCAACAUAGUUUACACCGAGGACCAUGUGUUCCCAUCUGAACAUUACAGCCCCCUCAGAGACCUCCUGCUGCACUCCACUAAUGUAGAGCCUGUCUCGGCAUCAGCUGCACACAUCUUAGGAGAGGCGUGUCGGGAGAAGCAGGAAGCAGCCAUCCCAUUGGUCCGUCUGUUCCUUCACUAUGGAAACAUAGUGCCUUUUCUCAGUGCCAUCGCCCAUGCAGAGGUCAACCGCACACAGGACCCCAACACUAUUUUCAGGGGGAACUCCUUAACGUCUAAAUGUAUUGAUGAAACCAUGAAGCUGGCUGGAAACCAUUACCUGCAGGUCACCCUCAAGCCCAUCAUAGACGAGAUCUGUACGGACCACAAGCCUUGUGAGAUUGACCCCGUCAAGCUCAAGGAGUCUGAAAAUCUGGAGACCAACAGGGAGAACCUACGUCAGUACGUAGACCAGAUCUUCAAGGGGAUUACAACGUCAGGCGUUAGUUGUCCAACGGUCAUGUGUGACAUCUUCUUCUCUCUCAGGGAAUCUGCCGCAACACGUUUCCAAGUUGACCACGACGUGAAGUACACAGCCGUCAGCAGUUUCAUCUUCCUGCGUUUCUUCGCCCCGGCCAUCUUGUCCCCCAACCUGUUCCAGCUGCGUCCUCAUCACCCGGACCCAGCCACAUCCCGAACGCUGACACUCAUCUCCAAGACCAUCCAGACCUUGGGGAGCCUGGCCAAGUCCAAGUCAGCCAACUUCAAGGAGACCUACAUGGCUGCGUUCUACGACUACUUCAACGAGCAGAAGUAUGCAGACGCUGUGAAGAAUUUCCUGGACUUGAUCUCGACAUCAGGGCGUUGGGACCAGAAGAGCAUUGAGACGCCCAUCAUGCUGAAAGAGGGAUUCAUGAUCAAACGAGCCCAGGGGAGGAACCGUUUUGGGAUGAAGAACUUCAAGAAAAGGUGGUUCCGUCUGACAAACCACGAGUUUACCUACCACAGAACCAAAGGUAACGCCAAAGGGGAAGGCGCUCUCUGCAGUAUCCCCAUAGAGAACAUCUUGGCUGUGGAGAGACUUGAGGAGGAAUCCUUCAAAAUGAAGAAUAUGUUCCAGGUUAUCCAGCCGGAGAGAGCGCUGUACAUCCAGGCCAACAACUGUGUGGAGGCCCGGGACUGGAUCGACAUCCUGACCAAGGUCAGCCAGUGCAACAGGAAGAGGCUGAGCACCUACCACCCCUCAGCGUACCUCAACGGCCACUGGCUGUGCUGUAAGACAUCUGCCGACACGGCGCCCGGCUGCACUCCCUGUACAGGGGGCCUGCCAGCCAACAUUCAGCUGGAUGUGGACGGAGACCGAGAAACAGAGAGGAUCUACUCCCUGUUCAGCACCUACAUGAACAAACUGGUCAACAUGCAAGAGGCGUGUGGCAGUAGGUCUGUGUAUGACGGGCCGGAAGAGGAGGAGUACUCCAGCUUCGUCAUCGAUGACCCCCAGGAGACCUACAAGACCCUGAAGCUCAUCGUCUCCUCUGUCCAGACACUGGAGCAGCAACACACCAAGUACAAACGAGACAAGUUCAAGAAGACCAAGAUUGGGAGCCAGGAACAUCCUAUCGGAGACAAGAGCCUCCAGUGCUACAUCCGCCAGCAGUCUGAGAGCUCCACCUUCUCCAUUUAGCCCCGCCCACCAACCACUGCCAUGAAGCCUGGAGCACCGCCCCUACAACAUGUGACUUGGCAACACUUCCUGAUUGCCCGGUCCACAGCUCUAUGGUGGAUACUCUUGUAACACCACGGACACUGAGCCGUCAUCCUGACUGGGAGGAAAAGGAUGAGGAGGGGGUCGUGCUCGGUUUCUAACUGGUCUUGUUUUCGAAGAUGAUGUGCUUAAAGAAAAUGCUUUUCACUGGAUCCAUGAUCUGGGUGAUCCCGCACUUUAAUCUGCCCCAAAAUGGUGGCGGAUCAAGAAAGCUACCGCCUCAGCACAUUUUUAAAGAACUGUAAUUCACUGCUCUUUUUUAUGAUUUAAGUGAUAUAUUAUUAUAGAUGUUAAGAAAAACUAUUCCUUUGUAUUUCAAGUCGUUCUGACCAAAUGCAGACGGUUUCAGCCGUGUGUUUUAGCGUCUUCACUCCUGUCGCCCAGAGAAAGAUGAAGAUGGAGGAUUGCAAGGAGACAGCCCUUGAUUUCAAACUUUAUGGCUCUGUUUCAACAGUUGUUAAGAGUUGUAGUCUUUGAUUCAGAGCUUGGUCCUGCUGUUUGAAGUUUUCCUGCUCCUCAUUGCCUGCUCCCUGUCUCUGGGUGAAAACUACAAGUCCCAGUGUGUAAAACUCAUUUAUUCUGUAUAGACUGAAAUGGUCCAAGUGUCAAAAUCCCCAGAAAGCAGUAAAAGGUGGUACUGGUUUAAUUUCUCCUUUCCAUAAGGAAUUUCAGAAUCACUUCAGGCAUGUGUUUUGUUUAGGCAUAACUGUGUAAAUCUUGUCAGAACAAGGGGACUUUUGUCAAUAUAUUUGCUUCAAUUAACUCUACAAAGAAAAUAUCUUUGCUUAUAUUAAGCCAGUAUUGAUGAAAGUGAACUUGUCUGUUUGAUAUUUACACAGUUCUCAAAACACACAGGUGCUUUAAGCCAACACGAAACGCAGACCUGAUUUAAAGUGCACAUAGAAAUGAAAAAAUGGUGUAAGGACACAACAAACCGCUUUUGCAGUUGUGUUGCAAGGUUUUAUGGGGUUUAUGAUUCAUACUAUUUCAUUCAUUACAUUACAUCACUUCUCCUGCUGUGAAUUUUAUCAAUGGUUUGGUCCAGUUGCAUACAGUAUUUGAAGGUACAGUUAUGCUUCACCCUUUGCAUUGUGGGAAAUGUGGCUCUCACUGGCCUGGUGUGCCACGCUACCAGACAGUGUGUCUACACACCCAGCUAUAUCCAUCCAUCUUUACCACUGGAUAACAGUUUAUUUCCAGUGUCUCCUUCCACACUAGUGACAAGGCCUAUUGAUUGGGCGACAGGGUUGGGGUGAAUUCCAUUUCUCCUCCAUGCUUUUCAUAUAGGAACCUUCAUGACUGGAAAUGGGUAUACUUUCUGAAUGGAAUGUAUAUUAAAAUGGAAUGUUCCCCCACCAUGUCAUGUGUUCUAGGAAUCUAGCUGGUGUGGAUAUUGGAACAUAGCCUCUGAGCUGGGUGUAGCUAGCUGGGUGGGGCUAGCUGGGUGGGGCUAGCUGGGUGUAGCU